UGUACGUCAUAGCUAUUGUUUAUAUCAGGUCGUUUGAUAAACUAGUCUUGUGUUGUACGAACUACAUGUUUUAAUUAAUAAAAUGAAAAGCAAUAUUCAUAUUCCGUCUGCACUUCGUUUAAUAUCAAUAACUAUCUUUGUUGUUGCGAUAACUUCUACCGCAGCUACAUUUGUUGAACAGUGUAAAGCCAUAUUAAAUUGCGCUGGGUUUACAGGAAGUUAUCAUAUAGAUAUUAUUAAAAAAUCGGCUAUAGAUGAUAUCAUAAAAAUUAUAAAACCAUUCCGAAAUGAUAUGCCAAAAGGAAAAGAACAUAGUUCCGAAGAAAUGCUGAAAUUACUGAAAAAACGCCUGGGUGAUACACAAGAACCAAAAACUGAUGAAGAAAAACACAUAAAUACAGCCAAAGAAAUAUUAAAUAAAUGUUCCAGUACCUUAACAGAAGAUAAUUGGGUAGAUAUAUUCCAAAUAUCCUUACAUUAUCUGAUAACUAUUGAACAAUUAAGUUUACUUAAUAUAUUUCAAGGCACAAUUAACCAAAUAGCUUAUGAAUUACUAAAUAAUGUGGAUUCUGUAGACGACAUAAACAAAAUUAAUGAUAUGUUAAAAAGAUACUGGACAAAUUCCCAAGUUCCUUUGGGCGAAUACACAGACAGCUCUAAUUACAACAACGCAUACUGCAGAUCGAUUGAUUUAACUGGAGGCAAGGAAAAGCCAGCUGAUGCAUUUUUUUAUUUUAAUGCAUUACUUCCAAAAUUGCUUGAAUAAUAAUAUUUUAAUAAUAAAUCAGACACUACGAUUUUUUUACCACAAAAGUUUAUGAUAAGAGUUUAUGCUCGUGUUAUAUCACCUAUUAUAACUAUAUUAUUAAAUCACCCAUAUUUUGUAUAAGCCACCAUACUGAGU
Molecule: messenger RNA, 904 nt
Organism: Rhopalosiphum maidis (corn leaf aphid)
Lineage: Eukaryota; Metazoa; Arthropoda; Insecta; Hemiptera; Aphididae
Exons: 18
Coding region: 83-766 (227 amino acids)
Source: RefSeq, a predicted model, not a curated record